Messenger RNA from Phaedon cochleariae (mustard beetle), 1926 nucleotides. The record is from the annotation of a GenBank genome assembly. NCBI's taxonomy places the organism in Eukaryota, Metazoa, Arthropoda, Insecta, Coleoptera, Chrysomelidae.
AUGGCAAACGAUUUGCAAAUAGAAGACCAACCGGUACUCCCACCAGACCCUUCGCCGAAGAAGCUUGACGAAAAAGAAGAGACCGAGGAUGAUAGCAACUCGCAAAUGGAAAUCCAACCUGUUCCUCUUCCCAAUAUAGCUACCAAGCGCCAGAGGGGAGAUACUGGCACUCCUCCAGUUGCCCGCAAGAAACGUAAGAGCGACCUAAACGUAUCAAGCGAGGACAAGAGCCCGAUAUCUGUCCUAAAUGAACUACGUUCAGGUCUCAAGUAUGAAAUCGUGGAAGAAUCGGGGCCCCCUCAUAGCCCUACAUUCAAAGUAUGUGUGGAAGUAGAUGGACAAAAAUACUAUGGCACAGGGAACUCUAAAAAAGCUGCACGAAGUGAAGCUGCAGCAGAGGCUAUAAAGUCUUUUAUUCAGUUUCCCACAAAUGGAACCAUUUUGUCCACAAACUCUGUGUCCCCAUCAAAGAUGGAUUUUACUUCAGAUUUGGAGAAUCAAAAAAGGAAAUCAAUAUUGAAGAACAAGGAGUCCAAGGGACCCCUCAUGUUGUUGAAUGAGUUAUUUCCAAAUUCAGAAUUUUCAUGCAUUUGUAAUGAAAAUGACCCUUAUGCAAGGUUCAAAAUCACACUGACCAUCAAAGGUGAGACAUUUGUGGGAACAGGGUCCAACAAAAAACUGGCUAAAAAUGCAGCUGCAUCAGCUGCUCUUAACAAACUCAUCAAUUACUCUUUCACACCACCAAAUGUUUCAAUCAGUGAUGCCCCUUCUGUUACCAAGGAAGACCAAGAGAUUGCUGACACUGUUGGAAGAAUGGUGAAUGAAAAAUUUGCUACCCUAAUGGCCAAAGAUAUAGCACAUAUGAAACGCAAAGUAUUGGCUGGCAUAGUAAUGACAAAGGGUUUAUCUUUGGAUACUGCUGAGGUUAUUUGUGUCACUACAGGCACAAAAUGUGUAUCUGGAGAGUACAUCAGCAUACAGGGGGCUUCACUUAAUGACAUGCAUGCUGAAAUACUUGCUAGGCGCUGCCUGAUCAAAUAUUUAUAUAAGGAACUGGACAUCUUCCUGGAUUCUGCUACCAGCUCUCAGUCAAUUUUUGAGUCAAAAGAUGAUGGUAAUGGAUAUCGUCUCAAACCUGGCAUUGAGUUUCAUCUGUACAUAAACACAGCACCUUGUGGAGAUGCUAGAAUUUUCAGCCCACAUGAAGAAAACACAGCUAUGGAUAGACACCCAAAUAGGAUUUCUAGGGGGCAACUCAGAUCUAAAAUUGAGUCAGGGGAAGGCACCAUCCCUGUGAAAAAUGCAGCUUCAAUUCAGACAUGGGAUGGUAUAGUUCAAGGUGAGAGACUACUGACCAUGUCUUGCUCAGACAAGAUCUGCCGUUGGAAUGUCCUAGGACUGCAGGGGGCGCUGUUGUCGCAUUUCAUUGAGCCCAUUUACUUGAGAUCCAUAGUACUUGGCAGCUUACUGAAGCAAACACAUUUGUACAGAGCCAUCUGUGGUAGAAUUGAGGAUAGUCUGCAGGGAUUGCCUCCACCAUACCUCUUGAAUAGACCAUUGAUGCUGAGAGUGACUUCUAGUGAAAAUAGGCAGCCCCAGAAGGCACCAAAUUUCUCAGUAAUAUGGACUGAAGGGCUUGAGACCCCUGAAAUUGUCAACUCUACUACAGGCAAGCCAGAAGAAGGAGUGUCCAUAGUAUGCAAACAAAAGUUGGUCAGUCUGUUUGCCAAGUUGUGUGGAAAACUUUCCAGUCUGACAAAGGUGAAUAUCACACCUGCCACCCUGAUGGAAGCCAAAGAGUCUGCAGGGAAUUAUAAUGAGGCUAAGAAAACUCUGUACCAGGCAUUUGUGAGAUCUCAGCUGGGUAGCUGGGUCUCCAAACCCAUUGAACAGGAUAUGUUUGACAUUGCAUCAUCUGAAGCUUAG